Molecule: messenger RNA, 2830 nt
Organism: Osmerus eperlanus (European smelt)
Lineage: Eukaryota; Metazoa; Chordata; Actinopteri; Osmeriformes; Osmeridae
Gene: ddias
Product: DNA damage-induced apoptosis suppressor
Exons: 4
Coding region: 338-2635 (765 amino acids)
Biological process (GO): negative regulation of intrinsic apoptotic signaling pathway in response to DNA damage
Cellular component (GO): cytoplasm; nucleus
Source: RefSeq, a predicted model, not a curated record
GCCCCAGUUAUUUUGAAAGUAUUAUUCGCUAGUUUAACGUUUGACGUAUGACUUUGAUGACAUUUUAGUGGUCUAUUUUCAUUGCAAUUUUGUUGACUUGUUAGGUUGUUGAUGAUUGUACUGGGUUGGAAUGAUCAACAGGUUACUAUUGGUGGUUAGCUUACUGUCUAUAGCUAGCAAGCUAACAACAACAGCAAAUAUGUGGGGCACUCUCUCUUACCAACUCUGUCUGGUUGCCAACUACUUGCCUAAAACUAAUCUCAGUACCCAAAAAUGUGUUGGGGUCUCUAGUCUCUGAAUUGUGAGAUUGGCUCAAACAGACAUCCCAGGGGCGCUAAUGCCAGUCAGGAGGGCUCUGGUAAAUUGUGUAGUACUAUCCCUACAAGACACAUGCGUUUACUAUCCAUCUUGCGAAGGCUGUUUCUCUAGGAUAAACAUACAUCCGACUGACACUGCAAGAUGCUUAAAAUGUGGACACAGCUAUCUGAAAGAGCAAGUUAACUACAGGUAUCGACUUUCCCUGAGAGUGGUCAAAGAUACCCAUAUAUUUGGAGUGACAGUGUUUGGAAGUUGCCUCAACUCCUUCUUUGGCAUACCUGCUUCUGGUUUGCAGAGGCUGGUAGAGGGAUCUGAGGAGCAGCAUGGAGGACACAGCCAGGCCUCACUACUCGUCAAGGCUGUGAAGGACUGCUUUGUUGGAAGACAUUUUAUAUUUGGGAUCAAGGUAGCUGAUAGCGACCGGUUGUUUAGCCCUCAUUCAAGCACUCGUCCUUCCCUGCUGGGCUCCAACCAAGAAGCAAGCCACUUCAUCGCCAGUCAGAUUACUCUCCCGUGUGCUGCAGCCCCAGGCUGUUCUGUGGUCAGUUACUACAGGAGUCUCCUUCAGCAUGCAGUGGUCAACAUUGACCCCUGUGCUACAUUCAGACCCCCACCAUCUUCCCUGCUGCUACUGCCCUCCACGCCCUGCAGCUUCAACACCACCCUGCCCUCCUGCCUGUGCUCCCCAUCACAGUGCCACAACAACUCUCUCACCCCCACACCACCCUGGCAACAGUCGUUAGGGGUGGUGACCUCAUCAGCGGAGCAGGAUGAGGGCUGUAGUUUUGAGGGGGAUGGAGGAGAGCUUACAGGCAGGCAAAGACAUGCCCAGCGUCAGGAGACUUCUGUUUGGCUGGACAGCGUCGGAGAGAAGGAACAUUCUGUUGACAGGGUGUCACCUCCCACGUCAACCUGCUGCCCUGACGAAAUAUCCUGGGAUGGAAACAGUUUUUGGAAUCUUCUGCCAUCUUACACGGCGUCUCCCGAAUCGCCUGUCCACAGAUUGGCUGUACACACUACCACCACGCACACACGGCCUGCUCCACCAGUGCCUGUCCACGGUGGGAAUCAACCAAUAAGCAACACGGUGAGGGAGAGUCUUGACAGGGAGGAGCAUGUAGAUGAGAACAGCAGGUCUUUGUCAGAUUCAGUGGCUUGGGAGGACAUGCCCUUCUCUGAGAGCAUUGGGGAAUUUGUGUGUGAAGCAGAUGGACAGUUGGACAGAUUCCAUAAAAAGGAGCCAAAUAUAAUGAAGGAAAAUGGGGAAAGGAAUAGCAUGUCAUCACAUUGCUCAUACGCUAAGACAUCUUUAAUUGAUUCUCAUGACAACUCACCGUCCUCCCCCACUUCCUGUGACGGGGCUUUGCUAGAUAUUACCAAUGCAGCUCUCAUCAUCAAAAACCCUAAUGUCAGCCGUUCCAGUUGGCAGACCUGCCGUGGUCUAGAUCCGACAGAGAGUGUGUUUCCCGUCAAAGCUAUAAAUCCAGAGCUGACUGGGGAGUGUGGGCAAGACAGCGAGCAACAGCUCGGAGCACAUGAUGAGUACAACUGCUCAGCGGACCUUUUUCACUGUUCUCAAAUCCGCACAGACGCCAUCAUGUCUAAGACCAAUUCAGACCCAAAGGGUGGACCCGAUACACUAGAUUUGGAUGGCAGUGUAGACAGUGCAUUGUACACAUCUGAAUGUUUGCAUUCUCCCGACUUUGUCCCGUUCUCCCAGUCUACGCCUGUGGGUAAGAGAACAGGCUCUGUCGAGGUACCCUUUUUUAGAGGUAGCAGCCGUACGCACGCUGCAAGAACCCACAUUAAUAACAGACAAGAAUCCAAAACAGACAGCAGUAGACACACGCCCAAAGCCCACACAAGGACACCUUGGAAGCUGGAGCCCAGACAGUUUGUGCUGGCUCAGCAGUGUCUGAGGGUACACAAAACAACUCCCAAAGGAGCACCAAAGAGGAGGACAAAAAGUGGAAGAGUGUGUGACUCGAGUCUGAGCAUGUUCGAUAUUGACACUGAAAUCCCCCCUACAUGUAAAGUCCGACGCUCAGUUCGUCUUAGACACAAAUCAAACUCAAGCUGUGAAAGAGCCCUGCAGGACAGAGCUACAGCCCAUCAACAAUACGGGUCAGGACUGAAACAAAGGCUGAUAGAGAACUAUGUUGUCAUGGACCGUGAUGAACUAGGUUGCAGUGAAAGGAAGGGAUCUCAUGAAAGGACUGCUACAGACCCUGGCUUGUCUCUAUUAGAGGGUUCACUACGACAUGAGAAGAGUGAUGCAUGUGAUUUGUCUCAAGACCUGUUUGCUGACUCUUUUUAAGUGUCUCAAGACUUUGAGCCUCACUUGGGGUUUAAUUUUAAUGGAAUAUGUCACCAAUAAUAGUGUUUGUUAAGAAAUUGUAAAAACAUACUGUUUAAUGUAGUAGUACAUCAUGUCAUGCAAUUUAAUUAGCCAGCUUGAACAGAAAAUGCUGUUAGUCAAGUCAAAUUAAAUUUAUGAAAUGCAUACAUUAAA